Eublepharis macularius is the source of this 4297-nucleotide messenger RNA. RefSeq names its product adrenoceptor beta 2 (gene ADRB2). Bases 878 to 2113 code for a protein of 411 amino acids. Gene Ontology annotation, molecular function: beta2-adrenergic receptor activity; norepinephrine binding. The transcript has 2 exons. Gene Ontology annotation, cellular component: membrane. Gene Ontology annotation, biological process: norepinephrine-epinephrine-mediated vasodilation involved in regulation of systemic arterial blood pressure; negative regulation of smooth muscle contraction; adenylate cyclase-activating adrenergic receptor signaling pathway. The record is from RefSeq and is a predicted model, not a curated record. NCBI's taxonomy places the organism in Eukaryota, Metazoa, Chordata, Lepidosauria, Squamata, Eublepharidae.
CCAAGCCCGACGAUGCGCUGUAAGGCGCACGCCUUCCUAGUCCCGAUCUUGUCCGUGUUUCCCGCGAAAUGGCUCGCUUCCCAGAGCCACAACGCGGAGCGGAGCGAGCCUCGUGCGCCCUUUCUUCUGUCCAGCCGGCUGAUCCGGACCAAAAGAGCCGGGGCUGCUUCCAGCGGAGACCGGUGUCCUUCUAGGGGCCGAAACUAGCGGGGUAGGCGGCUUGCCAGCCAGACUGACCACGUGCUCCAGUUCUGAAUAUUCAACAGCAGGAGAGUUGGCAACCGGCAGCGGCGGCACGCGCUGGAAGCUGUCCGUUCAUCUGGCUCGGGAAGCGGCUUCGGACUGGAUUGGGGCAGCGCAGAGGCCGGCCACGGCGGUCGACAGUAGCCGAGCAGUCCCCGCGGCGCGAGCUCGCUUCGCUUGUGUCUUUUUGUGUGUGUCCCCCUCCUGGCAGCUGAUUGGCCGCGGCUUGCCUGACGUCACAAUUGGGAGUUUCUAUAUGUUCCCCUAAACAUAACGGGUUCUGGACAAGUUCUUAGGCAGCCAAGAUUACUUGCCGGGCGCGCAGACAGGGCCCACAGGGAGGGGACGGCAACUGGCCGAGGCGCCCAUUGGAGAGUGACUUUCAAGGCUGAUGGCCGCAUGAAGCGCGCAGUCCAAGCCCCGCGUGCGCUUGCCAAGCCUGGACCUUUUCCAGCGUGCCUGCAGCAGCUGAGACCAGAGCGCUUGCAAAGGUUAAGUGGUCGGGGACUUCGGGUCCACCGCGCAGUGGCCUGACGAGCGGAGCUUCCGUGCGGUGCACCAGGAUUUUCCUCAGGCUUGCGGGCGGUAAGAGCGGCGGCAAAGGGGAUCGGGACUUUUCCAGCAGCCGAAAGCAAUGGGAACGGUGAGCUCCGCCGGCUCUGUGCCCGCCACGGUGAGUGAGAAUGGCAGCAGCGGCCCCAGUGCGGGCAACUCUACCCAGACGGCAGAAAGCUGGCUAGUGGGCAUGGGCAUCCUCAUGUCUCUGAUUGUUCUGGCGAUCGUCUUUGGCAACGUGCUGGUCAUUACUGCCAUCGCCAGGUUCCAGAAGCUGCAGACAGUCACCAACUAUUUCAUAACCUCCCUGGCUUGUGCGGACCUCCUGAUGGGGUUGGCGGUUGUCCCUUUCGGAGCCAGUCAUAUCAUGCUAAACACGUGGAAGUUUGGGGACUUCUGGUGCGAGUUUUGGACUUCCAUAGAUGUGCUGUGUGUCACGGCCAGCAUUGAAACCCUCUGUGUCAUCGCUGUGGACAGGUACUUUGCCAUCACGUCGCCUUUCAAAUAUCAAAGCCUCUUGACCAAGAAUAAAGCCAGGCUGGUUAUCCUGUUAGUCUGGAUAGUUUCUAUCCUGACAUCCUUCUUGCCUAUCCAGAUGCAUUGGUACAGAGCCAGUAAGGACGACGAGGCGGCCCGCAAGUGCUAUGAGGAUGCCACCUGCUGUGACUUCUUCACCAACCGAGAGUACGCCAUCACUUCCUCCAUCAUCUCCUUCUAUCUACCUUUGGUGGUCAUGAUUUUUGUCUAUGCCAGAGUUUUCCAAGUUGCUCAGAAGCAGCUAAAGAAGAUUGACAGAUGUGAAGGGCGGUUCCAUCAGCACAGCGGUGCUCUACAGGAACAGAAUGGGGGAAGGGCAAGCCAUCGGAGAGCAUCCAAGUUCUGUCUGAAGGAGCACAAAGCUCUAAAAACUCUGGGCAUCAUCAUGGGCACCUUUACAUUGUGUUGGCUCCCUUUCUUCAUAGUCAACAUUGUCUUUGUCAUCUAUCCGAAUUGUGUCCCCAAAUUUGUAUACAUCUUUUUGAACUGGGUGGGGUAUGUCAAUUCAGCCUUCAACCCCUUGAUCUACUGCCGCAGCCCAGACUUUAGGUAUGCUUUCCAGGAGAUUCUCUGCAUCCGGAGGUCUGCUCUGAAAAUGUAUGUAAAUGGAUAUUCGAACAGUAACGGGAAAGCUGACUUCAUUGGGGAUCACAAUGGCUAUCAUAUGCGAGAAGAGAAGGCUAGUGAACUGCUGAAUGAAGAAGGAGGCCCCCCUACUGGGGAAGAGUUUUUACACUGUAAAGAGAUUCCUGGAUGUCCUGGAGUGGUUGAAAGUUGAAUGGGCAAAGCAUUCCUCCUCACCAAUUGCAACUCAAAGAAGUUUGUGAAGAGAGAAGCCCAAGUUCAGCCCUACUUCUGCCAGUAUGGGGAACUAAUGCUCUUUCUCCCAUACAUUCCUUUACAGAGAAGUAACAGAAAGGGCCGCUAGCAAGCGGAGAAACCAGGCUGAGAAAUGUGGGGCAAGUGCAGCAAAUGAGCUGUUUCAAGGAUCCAGCUGUAGAAACAGAAUCAGUUUUGUGAAACAGAGUUUGAGAUGGGAUUGAAGACUACAUAGACAAUGCAGUAAUGAAAGACUUUCUCCAAGCUGAAAGAUAUGGGUCCCCAGAAGCAGUUUCAGAGUUACAUUUCUUAUCCACUCAAUCUCUACAGCAAAUAUCCUCAAGGGACUGGAAAAUACAUUUUUUCAUUGCUUACUUGUGGAAGGGGCACCAAACAUCUGGCUUUGAGGUGAAACUAGCAGAGUGCUGGGAUUCUGUCUGGACCUCUAGCCGGCCUUCACAAUUCAAAUGGGAGAAGAACCUUGGAAGAAAUAAACAAAGAAGCAUCUUCACAACCCAGUUGAUUAAUAUUGUGCUUUCUACAUCAGCUUCUUUUGCUGAAAGCUUUUUCCUGACUUUUUCCCCAAGCCAACAUCCCUAGAGUCAUGUGAUAUCACACAGAUGGGGGUAAAUUAUCACUCUGUGAUAGAAUUUAAGAACUUGUAUUCAGCUUAUUCAGACACGGCUCUUAAUGAUACGGCUUCCAUGCAAUCUAAGAAAGGACCGGAAGUGAGGACCUGAAGAGCCCAAGAUUGUAAGGCAGCUGCACUAUUUUUAUUUUUUGUUUACUUUUCAGCAUCCAGAUGCUCAUCAUUUACAUUUUUGGAAGCUAGGUUUUCAGGCACGAGCCUGAGAUGAUCACAGAAUAACUGAAUCCUUCCUCUUGAUUCUUGAGAGGGCUGACAUGGAUUACUCACCUCCCUACAGGUGCUGCUGCUAGGUCAUGCCCUAUGUUAGCAUGGCUGCAAGGAGACAAUAGGACUAUUCCAAGCCUUUGGAAGGAGAGGGGGAGCUGUACAGAGUGCCUGGAAAAGACAAUGUAAAAAUGGUGCUGGGGUGAGAGGGUUCAGCAUGAGGGGGAGAAAAGGGAAGUAGAUGAUAGAAGGUGGCUUCAGGAGAAGGGAGAAUCUUCGUGGUUGUGAUUUUAUACCUAAGCCUCUCUCCCUAGGUAUUAGGAACUCUGAUAUGUAAAAGUGUAAUAUUUUCCAGCUCAGCUCAAAAAUAUAGAAGAAAAGCUACUGAUUUGGUUAUUCUGGUAGAGACUUUGUCCCAUAUGAUUUAAGAGAUGCCUGGAGCUCUCCACAAAUUAUUUUCAGACAACUAGUUAUGUUGUAUGCCAUCCCGUCUGCAAGAAGUGUGAUAAUGCCAAGAAUCAAAAGGUCAUUCAGGCUUCAUCUGUGUGGCUAAAGAGAAGAAGAAAUUCAUGCUAAAAACUGUGGGAAAGAUAAUCAGCCAGAAGAGCAGCUGAUGGCUUUGCUAUUUUGAAUGACAAAUGAUUGUAUUGCUGUUUAGUCUCAGUGACUGCACAAGCAUGAACCUUUACUCAUCAGUUGGCUUUUAGCUCUUGGACCCUGAAGAAUCAUGAGCAGGGAGGGGAAGGAAGGAAUCCAGAAUAGGAAUGUUUGGUGUGAAAUUGAGACUCUCUGGGCUUCCACCUGUGCUGCUGUACAAUUGUGACUAGUAUUUAUUUAUUUAUUAUACAAUGCCAUAAGAAGAGAUUGCAGAAUUUCUUAAACCUGUUCAGAUAUUCAAAAUGUGAAGAGAUGAGCAAGAUUGUGCUUGCUGGCCUUACCCAUUGAUCUUCCAUGCAUAUAGACAAAUGUUUGCAGGGAACCCUGUGAGCAUACAAGUGGUUGAACAUAGGUUCUGUACACAUGGUUGGAACCCUGCUUAUCACAGCAUUCCCAAUCACAUAUAAAUACCCAUGUGCACGUCCACAUGUAGGGCUCCCUGCAAGCAUUCAUCUGUACCCAUGGAUAUCUCAAGUGGGACCAUUGGAGGUAGUCCUGUUUUCCUUCAUGAUACACACUUUGUACAACUGAACAGGGCUUUCCCCCCUAGCUUUUUAUUCUUCCUUUCUAAGGAGAAAGGCAGUGAUAAAUCUCUCAGUGCAAUGAGCCACUGGCUCCACCCAAAUAAAACUG